Molecule: messenger RNA, 2567 nt
Organism: Sceloporus undulatus (fence lizard)
Lineage: Eukaryota; Metazoa; Chordata; Lepidosauria; Squamata; Phrynosomatidae
Gene: C6H2orf42
Product: chromosome 6 C2orf42 homolog
Exons: 10
Coding region: 416-2137 (573 amino acids)
Cellular component (GO): nucleus
Source: RefSeq, a predicted model, not a curated record
AAUCAGAACGGCCGUUACAGACGGGGCUCGCACACCGUUUGUAAGGCGCCAUCGUGGAGGCUGCUCGCCCAGCCGGCUCUCCGCGGCGGACGCCGGGCUGGAAACCGAGGCCCUCGAAGCCGGGAAGGGCUUUCCUUGAGGCCUCCCUGGAACAACGGCGCUGCGGUUCUGUGUCAGGAAUCCCUUGAAUUGUGACGCCUUUGGGCCCAGCAUUGUGCGUUCUCACUGGAAUCCCAGAAGGAAUAAUGGCGCCAUCGGAUUCCAUUCUUCCUCAUCCAGCCAUCACUUGCGGAGCCACAGAAAACAGAGGCCUAAAGGACUGUCUUCUGCUCAGUCCUCCUUGAUGGAUGGCCGGCCGAACUGGCGCAUGCUGUUCCCUUGGACAUCUGGAAUGGAGGCCGGGUCUCCAUGAAGGAUGGAAUCUAGUUCCCUAAGGAGCAAAGUUCCAGCUUUCCUGUCGGACUUGGGGAAAGCCACUCUGAGGGGCAUCAGGAAAUGCCCCCGAUGUGGCACCUACAACGGGACGCGUGGGCUGAGCUGCAAGAACAAGACCUGUGGCACCGUCUUCCGCUAUGGCACUCGGAAGCAGACCAGCAUUGAUGCUGUCAAAAUCAUCACCGGUUCAGACCUGCAAGUCUACUCAGUGCGGCAGAGGGACCGGGGCCCAGACGGACGGUGCUUUGUAGAGUUGGGGGUUUCGGAGACCACUAUCCAGACUGUUGAUGGGACCAUCCUGACACAGCUGAGCUCUGGACGCUGCUAUGUGCCGUCGUGCCUGAAGGCGACUGCCCAAGGCGUUGGGGAGAACCAGUGCCAGCACAUUAAGCUGGCAGCGAACUGCCAGGCAGAGGCCACCCCCUUAACCCUGAAAAGCUCCAUCUUGAACUCGAUGCAGGCCCCUCCUGAAACCAAACAAACCAUCUGGCAGCUGGCCACUGAACCCACAGGCCCACUGGUCCAAAGGAUCACCAAGAACAUCAUGGUGGUCAAGUGCAAAGCCAGCCAGAAGCACAGCCUGGGCUACCUCCAUGCCUCCUUCGCCCACAAGGCCAACCACAGGAAUGUGAUGGAGCCACGCUUUUUCUGCUCCUGCCAGUCCUUGAAAUCCAGCAAGGCCGCUCCUUCCAAGGAGGAGACGGGCCAGAAGUGCCUCCACUUCUUUGCCUGCAUCUGUGCCUUCACCAGCGAUGAUGCUUUGGCUCAGGAGUUUGCAGAUUUCCUUACCUGUUAUUCUGAUGAUCUGAAGCCAGCAAUAGGAGCUCCGCCUGUUUGUCCUCCGGAAGCUGUUCUACACUCUGGAGACACCGCAGUCUCCAAGGCAAAAAGGAGGAAAAAAGAGGAAACGUUGGGCCUGCAGACAAAUAGCCCCCUCUUGUCACAAGACCUGGCAAACAGCAACCUCCGGAAAAGUGGACUGAAAAAGCCAUCCGUUGCUUCGCUUAAACGGCAAGUUUGCAGCCAAGGGCUGGAUGAGUCGCAGGUGACCAUGUCCUUCCAGGAGUGGCUAGCCAGCGUCACUGAGCGGAUCCAUCAAGCUAUGCAUUACCAGUUUGAUGGCAAACCGGACCCACUGGUGUUCCACAUCCCCCACUCUUUCUUUGAGGCCCUCCAGAAGCGGAUUUCCAUUGGGAGUGCGAAGAAGCGGCUCCCAAAUUCAACCACAGCUUUUGUCCGGAAAGAUGCCCUCCCCCUGGGUACCUUUUCCAAAUAUACAUGGCACAUCACCAACAUCUUGCAGGUCAAACAGAUUUUUGAUACACUUCAGAUGCCCCUGGAAAUAACACGCAGCUUUAUCCAGAACCGGGAUGGCACCUAUGAGCCUUUUAAGUGCCCCAAGGUUGAAGUCGAGAGCAUACCGGAGGCCUACGGACGCCUGGAGAAGCAGCCGAUUCUCCGUCCUUUGGAGGUGAAGACCUUCCUAAAAGUUGGCAACACGUCCCCCGACCAGAAGGAGCCAACGCCUUUCAUCAUUGAGUGGAUCCCAGACAUCCUCCCCCACUCCAAAAUCGGAGAGCUGCGGAUUAAAUUUGAGUAUGGCCACUACAGGAACGGUCAUGCCAUGGAUGGCCAAGAGCAGCGCCCUUCCCUCGAACAGACGCUUGAGCUCAUGCCGCUCACCACUAUCACUUUUCCUUGAACAAUGGGUGCGUUUCAUCAUGCACAGUUUGGUUUGCACAGACCCCUUCAGCCUUUGCCACCUUUGUGACAGUGGAGCUCACUGCUAAAAGGAAGGCAACACAGCUUUAAUGGUGGCGUCCCACUUGUUUUUAAACAGCUGUAGAAGAUACCGUACUAAGUCACAUCUUUUUCUUUCUAGUUCCCUAUUCUGUUGCAGCUUUGGUCUGAGGUUCCUCCAGGUGCUCCCUCUUUCUUGCCUUGAGCCUAAUCCAUUUUCUGGUCUUUGUUUGUCAUGCUCCCGACACAUCAUUUUGCAAAGGCAACACAUAACCCACAAGUGCAACCAAAUGUCCGGACGUUGAAACUGUCUUAGAGAUGAACUACAGGGCUCUUCCUGGCUUACAUGACAUUAUAUUUUUAAAAAUUAAAUUAAAUUGCACCAGCCUCAG